CAAAUGGAGUAUUCCGUCAGUACCUGCGAGGCCGGCCCAUCACCAUGUUCGCUCCCUCCGAUUCGGCGGACCAUGGCCCCGCCAAAAAGGAGCCGACCCUACCGACGGAAAUGCUACGUGCAGAAUGGGUAUACGGUUACCGAGGCCGUGACUGUGCGGAUAACCUACACGAGCUCGGCAGCGGGGAAAUCGUGUACAACAUCGCGUCAGUCGUGGUUCUGUACGACCCUCGGGCCGGCACACAGAGGCACUACCUGGGACACAACUCAAGCAUACAAUGUCUGGCUGUACAUCCCGCGGGAGUCCUGGUGACGAGCGGACAAGUCAUGGGGGUCAACCGCAGAGAACAGAUUGCUGUAUAUGAAAAGUUCGACGGAUUUUACGGAACCCCAGAUCCGAACUGGUACAAGCCCCAUGUGAGAGUGUGGGAUUCCAAGACGUUACAAACUUUGGCUGUGAUUGGUGGAGACAAACUGCAGUUCGGAGUUUGCGCAGUGUCUUUUUCGGUCUCCGAUGGUGGGGGGCGAGUUCUGGCUGUUGAUGACUCGCCCGGAAAGAUUCUGACUGUUUGGGACUGGAAAAAUGGAGAUUUACUCUGUGAAGCCGUGGCGACACGGGACUUGUUGGAGACGGCUGCCUUUCACCCCAUGGACAGUGACCUGAUCGUCACGGCUGGGAAGAACCAUCUCGGCUUUUGGACGAUCAAGAAGAUCACUGCAGGAUCCAGCAGCAAGGCGUUCUUAACCAUGAAGAAAGGACUGUUUGCGGAGCAUCAGGCAAAGUUUGUUCAUUGCUUGGACUUCGGCCUUAAUGGUGACGUCAUCACUGGGGAUUCGAAAGGAAGCAUUUUAGUCUGGAAGAAAGGUUGUAACAGAAUCAGCCACUCCAACGCGGGCGCGCACAAAGGUGGCAUCAUGGCGCUGCGUGUGCUGACGUCAGACGUUACCCUAGUAACGGGAGGCGGGAAGGACAGACGUGUGGUGGUGUGGGACAGGUCUUACACCAGGCAGCUACGGGAAUGCAAGCUGGACAGGACCCUGGGCGGUGUGAGGUCCAUCUGUACGGCAGACAGAUCUCAGAUGUUCUCGGGAAACAGUUUGUUUCUCGGCACCCUUUCUAACGCGCUCUGCCAUUGGACACUGGACUUGGAGACGGUCGAACCCGCAGCUAAGGGCCAUGCAGAUGAGUUGUGGGGCCUUGCAGCUCACCCCAGGAAAGCCCAGUUUGUGACGUGUGACUACAGCGGCCUUGUGGUGCUGUGGGAGAGCAAAACUCACCAACCAGUGUGGAGAACACAGCUCAAGUUUGCAGCCCAGUCAGCCCAGUUUCACCCCAGUGAAGAAAUUCUUCUGAUUGGAACAACCACAGGAAGGUGGUACUGCAUGGACGCCUCCUCUGCUGCUGUCAUCGAAGAGCAUCAGUCCGGAGAGGACAACAAACAGCUGGACUGCCUGCGGUUCUCGCCAGAUGGCGCUAUUUUAGCGGUGGGGUCCCACGAUAACCACAUCUACCUUUACAACGUGGAGAAUCACGGGAAAAGCUACAAGAAAACGACAAGGUUGAGCGGGCACUCCAGUUUCGUGACGCACCUUGACUUCUCGACGGACGGUCGGUACAUGCAAAGCACGUCGGGAGAUUACGAGCUGCUGUACUGGGACGUGGCCGCGAGGAGUCAGCUGCAGUUCAAGUCAGCCAUGCGUGACGUCACGUGGAACACACAGACGUGUGUGUUCGGGUUUCACGUGUUCGGCAUGUGGCAGCAGGGAGCGGACGGACACGACAUCCUGUCCUGUGCCGCGUCAGGCUCCCGCGCGCUGCUGGCCUCAGCAGAUACUCACGGCAAGGUUAACCUGUUCACCUUCCCAUGCAGCACGUUUCAGGCGCCAGGGCACGUCUAUCCGGGACAUGGCAGUCACGUGACAUCCGUGAUGUUCCUGCGCGGCGAUGAUUGGUUGAUUUCGACAGGCGGGAUGGACUGUAGCGUCAUCCAAUGGCAGGUCGUGCGCCCCGCGCCAAAACAAUCCGCAAAACGGACCCACAAAGACUACAACAAACCUUCUAGAUUAAGACCAUCCUCCACCAGCAUGUUAUCGGCUAUAGAAGAAUUUCUACCGGAGAAUGAGUGUAGAAGUGCGGAGAAGGCGGCUGUGUCGGACGCGUCUACACAGACGAGCAGACCGGGUUCACCGGACAAGACCAGCCGGCACCCGUCACCCCAGCCACCGCCUGAUCCAGCUCAGGAGGAGAAGAAGAUGAUACAGCAACUAGUGGACAGCUUGUUUUUGAACAACUGA
This is a messenger RNA of Branchiostoma belcheri (Belcher's lancelet), 2294 nucleotides long. Its product is annotated as echinoderm microtubule-associated protein-like 2. Gene Ontology annotation, biological process: microtubule cytoskeleton organization. The transcript has 17 exons. Gene Ontology annotation, molecular function: microtubule binding. Gene Ontology annotation, cellular component: mitotic spindle. Bases 45 to 2294 code for a protein of 749 amino acids. Lineage: Eukaryota; Metazoa; Chordata; Leptocardii; Amphioxiformes; Branchiostomatidae. The record is from RefSeq and is a predicted model, not a curated record.